This is a messenger RNA of Entrophospora candida, 3318 nucleotides long. NCBI's taxonomy places the organism in Eukaryota, Fungi, Glomeromycota, Glomeromycetes, Entrophosporales, Entrophosporaceae. The record is from the annotation of a GenBank genome assembly.
AUGGAACAAGAAGCGUUAGAAACAAUUCAUAAUCCGAAUGUAUCUAAUGAAAUAAGAAUUGAAGCACAAAAGUUUUGCAAUUUUGUAAAAGAUGAUUUUAUGGCGCCAUCAUAUGGGCAAAUAUUAGCUGGAAAAAAUAAUCAACAACCAGAUUUUGUUAGAUAUUUUGGUUUACAAUUAAUUGAAAAUAGCAUAAAAUUUAAAUGGAACGAUGAGGCUUAUAAUGAUAAAGAACGAGAAAAAAUUAAAAAAGGAGUCAUAGAAUUAGUCAAUGAGGGAAUUGAUAACAUAUUUGUUGAAAAAUUGUUUAUUAAAGAAAAAAUAGCAAAUUUAUUUGCAAAUAUUAUAAAGAUUGAAUUAACUGAUAAUUUAUUUGAGAUGGAUAAUCUUGCACAAUCUUAUUAUUUUUCAGAACCAAUAAAACAGGAGUUAAUGCUUAUCGCUUAUCGUUAUUUAGCUGAAGAUCUUGAUAUACGUGAUUCAUUGAUAAGUUUAAUUUCUAGCUUCAAUACUCUAAAGAAACAAUAUCCUCAUGGAGUUAAAAAUGAAAGCAAUCAACAAGGAAAACUUACAAUUAUGUACAGUGAUACAAACAAUGAAGGAUGGUUAAUAAGAUGGACAAGAUCAUUAAAUCAAUUAAUGAUUAAUUUCCAGAAUCAAGCUGCAAUUGAGUGUUUGUUGGUGAUUGUAUCUAGAAACUUUCAAAAUCCAGAAGAUCGAGCAAUUGUUCUUGAGCCAUUGCUUGAUGGAAAUCUGAUCGAAUUAUUAUUUUCCUCAUAUAGAAGGCUACAACCAAUUCUUUUAGAUGAGAAAGAAUACGAUUAUACAAAAAAAUUUGUUGAAACUUUGGUAGUUUUGGGUGAUAAGCAUAUUUGUUUCAAGAACAAUGGAACAUUACCUAAACAAUUUCAAAGAUAUUUAGAAUUAUUGUAUGAAAUUUCAAAACAUUCAUCAAAUUUUAUUGCUUCAUUAACAAUGAUCUUUUGGAACUCAGCAUUACGACAUCCAUUUAUCUCUAAAACUUUCAAUGAACAAGAAUCCUUAUUAUUAAUGUUAUUGGAAUUAUUUUCAAAUAGAGCACUACUUCUUAUGCAACCAUAUGAUGUUAAUAAUGAAAUAGUCUAUUAUAAUGAAUUGGAAUUUGACACAAUUAAGGAAUAUCAUAACUUUGCACAACCAAUUCGUACAAAAUGUAUUGAAGCAAUAAAAUUAGUAGUUCAAAUAAUACCAAUCCAAUCAUUCAAUUGGAUGUUUAAUCGAAUUCAACCAUUUUUCAAUAUUAAUCCUAAUCAAAAUGAUUUAGAUGAAAGUGGGGUGUGUAAGAUGGAUUCUUUGCUUUAUAUAAAAUUUGAUUUAGAAAUGACAAUAAUGGAAUCAGUCCUUUCUUGUAUUGGAACUUUUGUUAAAAAAGACCGUGAUAAAAAUAAUGAUGAUACUGAAUUAUUACGUGACCAAAUAGUUAAUGAAAUGAGAAAUUUACUUAAAAUUUUGCUUGACAUUGAAAAUUUGGAUUUACUAUUGAUGCAUCGAUACCUAAACUCAUUUACAUCAUUUGUGGAUAUGUUGAGCAUUGAUACUACCUUAUUGUUACCACUUUUACAAAAAAUUUUUAAAUAUAUAAUUUUUUGUCCUGAAGGGUUUCAUUUAUCAGCAAAAACAUCCAUGCCUUCAGCCAUUUCACGGUUAAGAUCUGGAGCAAUGACUACUUUGAUUAAACUUGGUGCUACUAUUCCUGAUAUUUUAAUGAAUUUAUAUGGUGAAAUAUCUUAUUAUAUAAACAAUAUAAUAGCUGCAGAUAAAAAAUUGAUUUCAUUACAACAAAAACAAGUGAUUUUUGAUUCAAUUGUUGAAAGUACAAUAAGUGAAAUUCAUUCAAAAAAAAUUAAAAGCUUUUUAUCAAAUAUAUCAGAAUUUUGUGAAGCUUCUGGGCUUGUACUGCUUUCUUCUGUUGUUAAUGAUAUGAAAUUGAAGGGAAUGUUUAGUUUUAAUUCAAUCUUGGAGGAGGGAUUCUUUGAAAGCUUUGAAGAUUGUAGAGUGAGAACAACUAAAUUAACAUGGUUAAUUAAUAGAAAUGAUUCAAUCAAAAUCAUUCCAGAACUAAAUCUAUGGGAAAAAUAUAUUCCCAUAAUAGCAACAUCAAUUUUAUCAUUAAUUAGAAAUAUUCAUUACCUUUGGAAUACUGAAUUAUGGGAAAAUAUUCCAGCCGAAUUACAAAGGAUUUUAGUGCCAAGUGAUGAAGAAAAAGCAUCAUAUUUAGGAUUUCAACAAAAGUCCAAUCCAACUAAUGAUGAUCAUUCUAAACAAUAUACCAUUGUAGGAAUGAUUGAACGAUUACAUAAAUGGCUUUAUAAUAUAAGGAUAGACUGCUAUCGCAUUCUUGGUUGUUUAACCUUUUUUGAACCAUUUUAUUCUAUUCCCAAUAUUCAUGAAUUAAUUGCAACUUCAUUAUUUGAAAAUGCAAAAUAUCCUUAUGUCAUGAAUUGUCAAACACCUGAAAUACUCUCGAAUGUAUUACCACAAUUAAUAAAACACUUGGAUCAAAAGUUGGUUAAUGAAUGGAGUAUUUUGAUCGAAAAAGGAAUACAAAUUUCACCGCAAGAAGAAACGAUCAAACUUUUUGGUGAUGUCUUGAAAAUGAGUAAUGAAUUUGAGGAGAUAUUAAAUGAAAAAUUGUUAAGAGAUUUAACAAGGGCUUUUAUUGAUUUUUUUGAAUCAAUCCUCAUUGAAAAAUCAAAAAAAAAUCCGAAUGAUGGUAAUAGUAAAAAUUUAAAGGAUUAUAUGCUGAAUUAUAUGCCUGUCACAGAACCAUUUUUAGUCAGUUUAUGUCAUCUUAUAACUUUUGAAGAUAUGAUAAGUUGUUCAAGAGCUGUUCAAUUAUAUAAUAAAAUGAUAAAAAGUUUAAUUCAAAAUGAAUCAUUAAGAAAUUUUGUUGGUAGAGAAUUAUUGAUAUCAGCAUUACAGGCGUUAAAUGAUGGGCACCAAAAGGAGAACCAUUCAUUGAUAAUAGCAUUAAUUACAGAAAUUUAUUUAUCGUUAAGACCAAUCUCUUCUGUGCCAUAUGAAACAUUUGGUCAAAUAUUAAAUUUAGAUCAUGUUAAAUUACAAGAUUUUGAAGCAUCACUUGUACAAGGAAUCGAUUUAAAAGAGCAAAGAAAUACGGUAAAAAAAUUUCUGGGAGAAGUCACAAUGACAGUCAAAAGUUCUUCAUCAUCUCAUAGAACAAUCAUUGGCGAUUAUAUAAAACCAAAAUUAAAUGUUCUAGAUAUAAUUGAUGAUUCAAAUGAGACAACAACAGGAUUGAAAGAGUUAUUUGAUUAG